Colletotrichum karsti is the source of this 2427-nucleotide messenger RNA. RefSeq names its product FF domain-containing protein. The coding region runs from base 1 to 2427 and encodes 808 amino acids. NCBI's taxonomy places the organism in Eukaryota, Fungi, Ascomycota, Sordariomycetes, Glomerellales, Glomerellaceae. Gene Ontology annotation, biological process: mRNA cis splicing, via spliceosome. Gene Ontology annotation, molecular function: RNA binding; protein binding. Gene Ontology annotation, cellular component: U1 snRNP; U2-type prespliceosome. The record is from RefSeq and is a predicted model, not a curated record. The transcript has 7 exons.
AUGAACGGUGCUGGUAGCCCAUACGGCCAGCCGCCGGCGGCCUGGCAGGAGCACCGCACUCCUGAUGGUCGAGCCUACUACUACAACCCUGCGACCAAGGUCACGCAAUGGACCAAGCCGGAGGACAUGAUGUCUCCUGCUGAGAGAGCUCUUGCGAACCAGCCGUGGAAGGAGUACACCGCGGAAGGCGGCCGCAAGUACUGGUACAACACCGAGACGAAGACGAGCUCGUGGGAGAUGCCGGAGGCGUACAAGGCAGCUUUGGGCGCCACCGGCGGCUCUGCAGCGCCUGCUCCCGCAUCAUCCUACGACCGAGGCGGCCCCCCCGAUAGGUAUUCCAACUCUGGAUACGACUCUUAUCGCGGUGAUCAUCGCGAUCGUGAUCGUGACCGCGGCGACCGCGACCGCGACCGCGACCGUGAUGUAUACCCCGAGUCACGCCAGUUGACGUACGGCAACGACACGAAUGCCAAGGCCUUCGUUCCUGCGAGCAACGACCCCGAAUAUGCUACACAGGAGGAGGCCGAGGCCGCUUUCGUCAAGCUUCUCAAACGCAGCGGCGUCCAGUCUGACUGGACUUGGGAGCAGGCGUUGCGUACCAUCGCAAAGGAUCCUCAGUACAGGGCCAUCAAGGAUCCGAAGGAUCGCAAAGCGGCAUUCGAGAAGUACUGUCAUGACAUGAUCGUCCAAGACAAGGAGCGCGCCAAGGAGAGACUGACCAAGCUGCGUACUGACUUCGAGACCAUGCUCAAGCGUCAUCCUGAGAUCAAGCACUACACCCGGUGGAAGACCGCUCGCCCCAUGAUCGAGGGCGAAACCAUUUUCAGAUCCACCAACAACGAAAACGAGCGCCGCCAGCUCUUCGAGGAGUACAUCAUUGAGCUGAAGAAAGCACACGUGGAAAACCAGGCAGCUAUGCGCAAGACCGCCAUGGACGGCUUGAUCGACCUUCUGCCGAAGCUCAGCUUGGAGCCGUACACGCGCUGGUCUGAUGCCCAGGGCCUCAUUUCGUCCACGACGCCUUUCCAAAACGAUGAGAAGUACAAGACCCUUAGCAAGUUUGACAUCCUGAUUGCAUUCCAAAACCAUAUGAAGGCCUUGGAACGAUCUUUCAACGACUCUAAGCAGGAGCAGAAGAACAAGAAGUUCCGCAAGGAGCGCAAGGCGCGCGACGCUUUCCUUUCGCUUCUGAACGAACUCAGAAAGGACGGAAAGAUUAAUGCCGGUACCAAAUGGCGCCAAAUCCACCCCCUUAUCGAGAACGACGAUCGAUACAAGAACAUGGCCGGCCAAGGUGGCUCAACGCCACAGGAGCUCUUCUGGGAUCUCGUCGAGGAGGAAGAGAAGGCCAUCCGUGGCCCUAGAAACGACGUUCUGGAUGUUCUCGAUGACGAACAGUUUGAUGUCACCCCGAAGACAACGUUUGAGGAGUUCCACGCCGUUGUCAAAAAGAACCGACGAACUGCUAACAUUGAUCGUGACACACUUGUGGUUAUCCUUGAACGCAUCAAGGAAAAGCGGUCGUCCAAGCGAUCCGAAGACGAGCGACAAUCUGAACGACAGCAGCGCAGAGCCGCUGAUGAUCUCCGUGCUUAUUUGAAACGUAUGGAUCCCCCAAUCACUCUGGAUGACACGUACGAGAAGGUCAAAUCUCGCUUGGCGGACAUGCCUGCCUUCCAGGCUGUUACAUCCGAAGACGCUCGCAUCGCUGCCUUUGACAGACACAUGAGGAGGCUACGCGAGAAGGAGGAAGAGGCCGACCGUGACCGUCGUCGCCGACGUGGCCGCGACUCAAGUGAACGCGACUUGUACCGCGAGAGACCCCGAUCCAGAGACGCGUACGAGGCGGACAGACGCAAGGCCAUCGCCGAGCGUGAGCGCAAUCAUCGCAAAUCGACUAUGGCUGAAAGCCUCCUGUCCGAACGCGACCGCGACCGCGACCGCGACCGCCGUUUGUCGCCUCCCCCUCGUCGUGAGAGAGAGCGUGAGAGGGACAGAGACCGUGAGCGCGAUCGUGACCGCGACUAUGACCGUCAUCGUUCCCGCCGCGACGAUGAUGGCCACUACGACCGCGAGAGGAGGGACAGGGAAGAGGAGCGUGAGCGACUUUAUCGCCGGCGCAUGGAUUCUUAUGACGAGCUUCCGUAUGGGGAUGAGCGUCCUUCUGGAUCUCGCCGCCGCCGCGAGGAAGACGAGGAUGACCGCCGGGAUUCCAGGGACUCAAAGAGAGUCAGAAGAGAGAGAACACCCCGUGAGCGCACCCCCCAACGUGAAACACGUACCAAAAAUAGGACUCCUCCUCCCGUGGCAGCGACUGCGACUGCAACUACGACGACGACAACAACGGCGCCGCCGGCUGCCGAGAACAACAAAGACGACGCUGGUGUCCACUCAGGCUCUGAGGAGGGCGAGAUUGAGGAAGACUAA